Klebsormidium nitens is the source of this 1619-nucleotide messenger RNA. Lineage: Eukaryota; Viridiplantae; Streptophyta; Klebsormidiophyceae; Klebsormidiales; Klebsormidiaceae. The record is from the annotation of a GenBank genome assembly.
GCUGGGCCCUCCACCAGACGCCCUGAGGUUGUAGGAUUCAGAUCUUGCUGCAGCUAGAGAGGAAUCCAGGCGCCCCACUUAGGAACAAUAAGAGGGUUCUAAACGCGCUUUGCUCACUCUGCCGCAGCAUUAUAUGCUAGCAUACAGAGCGGGAAGAGCGACCUUCUGCAGGGACAGGUGUUGAGCUGCGGGUAUCCAGUUCUCCCUCCGUGUGGAACAUGGUGUCAGCUGGUACAGCCGCUUGUAAGGCAUCCCUGGCGCAGCAUUGUCUGACACCAGUUGCCCAGCGCUCGUGCAAAUGCGACAGCUGGCAGCGGCCAGUCCCGGGGCAUGGACCUAAGUCCCAGUUAAAGGGGCUGGAAGCUAGGAGGUUUGUACAGGUGGUGCUUAGUGCCGUAGGGAGAAAAGGAUGGGCGGGGUCGGCGCUUUCAGAGGGGAGGAGAAGCAAGAAAGGUUUGCCUUCACAAGGCGCUCACACUGGUGUCCGAGCGUCCGCCUCGGACGGCGACCGCAAGUCCACGGCGACCGCAGAACGGCCGUCGGAAGCGGAGGACCGUGCAGACACGCUGCUGCGGGGCAUGACGUUUGCGGAGCUGUGCAAUGACUUCGAGUGCAACAGCAGCCCGCAGGUGCGAAACACAGCGCGUCAGCUGGUUAAAGAUAUCCUGGAGAUCAAGGAGGGUGCGCGCUCGACGGGGGUGUUUGCAAAGGACGUGCAGUAUAAGGACCCGCUCCGGUCCUUCAAGGGCCGCUCCAAGUACCGCCGGCUUACAUACAUCCGGAGCGCUUUGAACGACCCCGUCGUGGCCGUACAAGAAAUGAAGAUGCUCAGCACGAGUUCACUCGUCAUCAAGUGGAGUUUCCGGGGGAAGCCGCGGACGCCGCCCGCGUCUCUGCUGCCGGGGGACGUCGUUGUGGGCAUCACUUCUACCUUCGAGCUGAACCAAAUCAGUGGCCAGGUAACGCAGCAGACCGACGAGUGGGACCUCAGCGGGUGUCCCCCCCAGGCGCUGGCUUACUUUAUGGCGUCCCGUUUGGCGUUCAGUACGGUGGAGGCGGGGAAGGACACGGGGAGCGCCGCCAGCAAGCUGCUGAAGAAAGUGCAACCGGAAGACGACUCACAAAUCUACGUCGACCCGACGGACCCGCGGCGGUUUUUCCAACAAGACGACUCCGAGAGGCGGGAUUUGUACCAGGGAGCUUUGGUCGUGGCUCUGAUCUACCUAGGCGUCCAGUUCCUUAAAACCUUCGUGAUAUAAGACGGGUCCUUAUGUUUUUUGUUCGUACUGACGAGAGUUGAGUAGGUUUUGAGUCAAGACACUAGCUCGUAGUUUGAUUUAUCCAUUAGCAGGAGAGCCGUUAGCUUGACCAGGUCGUCGGGCUCACCUUUUUCUGAAGUCUGUGACGAGCUCCACUCGAAACGUGUUGGUAAUCUCGUCGUGGCUUAGAAGCGAAAGGGUCUAGUUUGGUGUGCAAUUUCGGUUUCACAAGUUGGUUGUAGACCGUGUUGAUAGAACGCAGGGUCGAUCGUGUUCCUCGGUUUCAAAUUGAAACUGCGUUUGUCCAAAUUCUUUCCAUAUGGUGCCAGAUUGAAACGAACUUGAAGAGGGUCCCGAUCA